Molecule: messenger RNA, 3459 nt
Organism: Lathyrus sativus (Indian pea)
Lineage: Eukaryota; Viridiplantae; Streptophyta; Magnoliopsida; Fabales; Fabaceae
Source: the annotation of a GenBank genome assembly
AUGAAGAAAUUCUCGCUAAGAAAUGCAAUCACGCGGAACAAUCCUUCAACCGCCAAACCCAAAUCCACGCAAAAGCACAAACUCGCACCAUCCAAGGACAAAGAAAACAAUCCUCCUUUCAAAUCCCCUAACCCUCUCAAACGCAAGCUCCCUCCCCUUCCCGAAGAUACACUCUCUACCUCUUCCGAUUCCGGCGUCAAGGUUAUUGUGAGGUUGAAACCACUGUGCAAUGACAAGGAUGAAGGAGGUUCCGUGAUUCAGAAGAUUUCCACCAAUUCCUUGUCAAUUAACUCUCAUAGUUUCUCAUUUGACUCCAUUCUUCACGCGGAGGCUACUCAGUUAGAUGUUUUUGAGCUUGUUGGUGUGCCUCUAGUAGAAAAUUGUUUGGCAGGGUUCAAUAGCUCAGUUUUCGCUUAUGGCCAGACUGGGAGUGGUAAGACUUACACCAUGUGGGGUCCUCCCAAUGCUUUGGCUGUUGAAAACUCAACCAUUGAUCAGCAAGGAGGUCUCGCCCCGCGCGUUUUCGAGAGACUAUUUGCCCGCCUAAAUGAAGAGCAAACCAAGCAUUCCGACAACCAACUCAUGUACCAGUGCCACUGUUCAUUUCUUGAGAUAUACAAUGAGCAUAUAACCGAUCUGUUAGAUCCAAAUAAAAGAAACCUACAGAUUAGAGAAGAUGUCAAAUCUGGUAUCUAUGUUGAAAAUCUUACAGAGGAGCAAGUAUGUACUGUGAAAGAUGUCAAUAAGCUUUUGAUAAAGGGAUUGCUAAACAGAACAGUAGGUGCGACCAGUGUAAAUUCUGAAAGCUCCCGUUCACAUACAGUGUUUACUUGUGUUGUUGAGUCUCGAUGCAAGAGUAUUGCAGAUCGUUUAAGCAGGUUUAAAACAAGUAAAAUCAAUCUUGUUGAUUUAGCCGGGUCAGAACGGCAGAAAUUAACAGGCGCAGCAGGAUACCGUCUGAAGGAAGCUGGCAACAUUAAUCGAUCACUUUCACAGCUUGGGAAUCUGAUUAACAUUCUUGCUGAAGUUUCUCAGACAGGAAAGCAGCGGCAUAUACCAUAUAGAGACUCCAAGUUGACUUUUUUGUUACAGGAGUCUCUUGGUGGAAAUGCAAAAUUGACAUUGCUUUGUGCUAUUUCCCCUGCACAAAGUUGUAGGAAUGAGACUUUUAGUACGUUGAGAUUUGCACAAUGUGCCAAAGCUAUCAAGAACAAAGCUGUUGUAAAUGAAGUAAUGCAUGAUGAUGUGAACCAAUUGCGAGAAGUAAUACGCGAACUCAGGGAUGAGCUGCAUCGAGUUAAAACAAAUGUUAACAAUCCCAGUGAUGGCAGCCGAGGCCAUUCAGCAGCUUUGAUCCGAAGAAGUUUGAAUUUAUUGCAGCCUAGACUCCAAUACCCGUUAUCACUACCUCACAUUGAUGAAGAUAGCGAUGAGGAGAUGGAAAUUGAUGAGGAAGGCGUUGAGGAUCAUGCUAGAGUUCUUUGCAAUUCGAACAAAGAUUCUGUUGAUAACCCUGUUAGCCUCGGUGUAGUUAAUUGUGAUACUGGCCCCGUCCUCAAAUCCCCAAAUCUCAGUGUUUCCCCAACAAUCAGCAGCAGCAGAAAAAGUUUGAAGACCUUAUCAAAGCUCUCCCCAUCUCAGAAUAACCUUCUUCGCGAAAGUGACAUAGGCAUAAAGAAUGACUUUGGCACAAAGACUGCUAAUCAGAAAAGCAUACCUACUGCCCUGUCUAGUCUGAUGGCUCAAAAUUUCCUUACUAAAACUGAAAAUUUAACCGCUAGCAUCCGGCAUGGUCUUGAAACUAUUGAUAACCACCUUUGCGCGGAAGCUAUUCGGCGAUCACCGUUGAGGCUCUCAUUGAGACCUAAAGAUUCUAAGCAAAAUUUUCCAGUGGACAAAGUUAAUGUGGGAGUACAGGCUUUCGUCGAUGAUAAGGCUGGAGAUGAAGAUUCUGUUAUGACAUGUAAUAACUGUAAAAGUAGAAUGCAGCUUGAUGGCAGUACGGUUGACAAUAACUCAAACAUGCAGUUAGUAGCUGUUGAUUGCCCUGAGUCUGCUGAUAAACCAAAGAAGCAAGUUCUCAAAGCUGCAGAGAAGGUUUUGGCAGGAUCCAUAAGGAGAGAAAUGGCACUUGAAGAGUUAUGUGCAAAGCAGGCUUCUGAGAUAUCGCAGCUCAAUUGCUUAUUGGAACAGUACAAGCACGAGACAGAAUGCAAUGCCAUAACAGGACAGGCAAGGGAAGGUAACAUUCAGCACAUUCAGAGCCUUAUGGAUGGUGAUUUACCCACCGACGAAUUCAUGAACGAAGAUCUAGUGUCCCACGAGCUUUUGAAGGAGAACUAUGAGCAUCAUCCAGAAGUUCUGAAGAUGAAGAUAGAGUUAAAAAGAGUACAAGAUAAGCUACAAGAAUAUCAGAAUUUCUAUGAAUUUGGAGAGAGGGAAGUACUGAUGGAAGAGAUAUGUAAUUUAAGAAAUCAACUGCAUUUUUAUUUAGACUAUCCAUCGACAUCUGCAAGAAAAGAAUAUCCACUCUUGCAAUUGCCUCACUCAUCUGAACCUAGUUUGGAAGCAAACCUCGAUGCCUUUCCUGAUUCAACAGAAGCUAGCACUGAGGCAAAUGCAAAUCCAGAAUCAACUGAAGAUAGUGCCGAAGUAAAACUUGAACAGGAAAGAAGUAAGUGGACUGAGGCUGAAAACAGGUGGAUUUCCCUGUCUGAAGAACUCAGAGCUGAAGUUGAAGCUAACAGGUCGUUAGCUGAAAAGAGGAAGCGUGAAUUAGAUGCUGAAAGGAAGUGCUCCAAGGAACUGAAGGAUGCAAUGCAAAUAGCUAUAGAAGGCCAUGCACGUGUUUUAGAACAGUAUGCAGAUUUGGAAGAGAAACAUGUCCAGUUGCUCGAAAGGCAUAGAAAGAUUCAUGAUGGAAUUGAUGAUAUAAAAAAAGCAACUUCCAGAGCAGCAGUAAGAAGUGCGGAGUCUAGACUUAUAAAUACCCUUGCAGCAGAAAUUUCAGCAUUAAAAGCAGAAAAAGAAAAAGAAAGGAGAAUCCUAAUAGAUGAAAAUAAAGGGCUUCAGGAUCAACUAAAGGAUACUUCUGAAGCAGUGAAAGCUGCAGGUGAGCUUCUUGUGCGGCUUAAAGAAGCAGAAGAUGGCGUCAUUACUGCACAGAAUCGUGCAAUGGAUGCCGAACAGGAAGCUGCAAAGGCCUUCAAACAAAUUGAUAAAUUGAAGAAGAAACAUGAGAUUGAGAUUAGCACACUUAAUGAGUUCAUUGCCAAAUCACGUUUGCCUAUGGAAGCAAUACAACCUACUUGUAAUGAUAAUGCCAUCCCUAUUGAUGAGGACACCAAGGAACCAUCACUCAGUGUUAAUAAGUUUGAACCAGUUUGUAAUGAAGAAGGCGAGGUUGCUAAAUCAAAAGAACAAUCAUGGUUCUCUGGUUAUGACAAAUGCAACAUAUAG